CUGAGCGCUAUCGUCUGUAACCAAGAUUGAAGCAAGCUGUGCUGGAGACGGGUCGUCAGUAAGGCCCACAAGUUUAUUCUCGCCGGCGAUCAUGCCUCGCUCGUUUCUUGUGAAAAGACGAAAGAGCGCCGAUGCAAAAUCCACGCUCGAUUCCGGUAAGUUAGCGAGUCAACUUGACUAUUUUCUCUCUUAAAUCCACACGUGUUCUCGAACGAAGAUAUACAGUUCGCAGUUCUUGGUCGGUCGAUUGGGAUAGUUCAAAUGUCAACAUGCACGGUCGGCUUCUCAAUUUUAAUGUCCACCCGGUGAUACGAUGUGAAAUCACCAAAGCCUCGCAAUUCUGGUAGGAUUGUACUUCAAGAGAAGGGAUUGCUUUAAUUAAUUCAAGUUUUCCGACUUGCCUACGCUGUCAUUAUUUCCCUCUAUUGGGGAAAUUUCAUCAGUUAAAGUACCAGACCAUAUUUGUGUGAUAUUCAUCCAUGGUUUUGCACUCCAGAAAACGGGCAUUUAUACGGUUUGCUAGGCGCUGAAAGUGAUUUUUAGAUCUUCUAGAAAUCUUCAGGACGGUGGUUUUCUUAUUAGCACUUUUGCAAGUAACAGUAAUUUUAAUAUACACACACCUGGGAGACGUUUGGCAGAUGUUUUCAAAAUGCGCCGGACCCGGUGGUUAUUUUCUAUUUUAAAUCUCACAGCUACAAUAAGAGAGUCGACAUUGUGUGAAAUUCGGCAUUCUAUUUUUGCGAAAAAUAAAACAAAAAACUAGAGCCCUCGAUCGCUAGAAAUGAUUGAUCCCUAGCAACUUCAACGCGAAAAGCAAUGGAAAUGUUGUUUUAUGAAUUUAGCCAUAAAUUAAAACGGUUCUGUAAACAGAUGAAACCUUAAUUUCACAGCUGUUCAUGGAGGGAUUGAAUUGUAGUCCCAUAAAUAGCAACAAAAAGAAGCCAAGAAAAAGAAGUCCACAGGAAGACAGAAUUUCCUAAAUUGCUGAGCGAAAAAGCGUCUAAAUUUUUUAAUAAACCGAGCGGGACUUUCGCGACAAGAAAAAAAAUUAAAGCGGUAAGUUGCGCGGGAAAUAUUAAAUGGACCAUGCAGGGGGUUGUAUGCCCGCGGCUCGGCUCGGAGCAACACUGCUCUACAGUGACAUGUGUUUUCUAGCGGCAACAAUCGAAAAAGGCACAAAUUUUAAUAAAAUGGGAUGAAAUUCGAGUGCAAUGGUGUCGAUAUCAACGGCGACAGCUUCCCAGUAUCCUGGCUCACGCCUUUUACCGCGGGAUUUUUCUAAAAUAUAUCUAUCGGAAAAGCGAAUAGAUAUGAAAUUUAUUCGCGGACAGUUCAGUAUCAGUGAAUAUGCGCCGCUGUGUGUGUAUUUCUUUUCUGCGAGAUUUGUUAUGUGUUGAAUGAUAAACACAAAUUUCGAGUAAACGUUGUAAAAAUCAACGCUUUGCGACUUUUACCUCGUAUUUAUGAUAUGUUAAUGUACCAAGGAUAGACAUUAAGGAGCUUGUUAAUGAUGUUGGUAAUGGAAUAAAAGCAAAUUUUCGUUUUCAAAUGAAGAGGACAUCGGAGAAAUACGAUUGAAUGACAAUGUUUUAUUUGCUAUGUUAAUUUAAGUUUUCAAUAGAUGACAUUUACUCGAAAACCUUGACUCAAAAUUGUCCAAAACCUUCGAAGAUAUGAAUUGCAAAGGGGUUUUAUCACAGUGACAAUUUUCGUCAAUAUUUUCUGUGAAAACCUGUUCAAUUUUGACCGGAAAACAUAGGCUUUCUUCCAAGGAAAAUUUAAAUGCAAAAUAAAUAAUUUUUGUUGGCCUUUGAAGAUGUAUUCUUAUCUGAACAGAUGUUCAUGCUUAGGCUUUAUUAGACAAUAAAAAAUAUUUUAUUGAAUCACUCAGAAAGCGGUGUUGUUUCUCAUGUUGUAUUUCAUCCAAUGACGCAUUGUGAAAGGAACUUUCUCGUUGUUUUCCUCAACGUACUAUUCAAGUUUUGAAAGAUUGUGGAAAGUCACCAAUAAAGGGAAAUUUUUUAAAAGAUGGGUUUAACAUGUCAUAUUGUAUUCAUGUUAAGAGCGAAAAGUCAAGGGAAAAAAAUCCGAUUUUUCUUCACAUUUGGGAAGACAGGCUGCAACAACUGUGCUACUGGGAAACCAUUCUUACUGUGAACGUGUUCCUUCUUCUAAUUCGUAGAUUGUUUGAACGCACAAAGCGUUUUAAGUAGGCACAGGGAAACGAUGCUAUAACAGAUGGAAAAUCGAUUUUUCGUGUGAUCUCCGAUGCCGCAUCGGUUUAAAAGGUGAACUGGGUCAGUGAAAACAGCCAUUGAUCAACAAUGACAAGAAUUUUAUAUUUUUUGAUAAGGAACUACAAACGAAAACAGCUGGGUUUUUAUCCGCAUUUUAAAUGGCUUUCUGGUAUUGAAAUGGGUUCUUUAAGCAACCAAAUCUUUUUAUUGCUAUUAGUUAACAAGUCGUUUAGGCAGACAAUUGGCCUCUAAAACCCAAACCAGUUCAGUAUUCACAGUAAAAGAACAAUAGAGAACUGCUUCGUCCAGAUGGUUCGUCUUACAGUUCACCCUGCCGGCGUUUUAUUUCCAUCUGGUAUUCUAAGAAGCUGUUUUCAUUACAGGAAAUCUCGCGUGUGUUGAGUUGCCAAUAACAUGUUGAUCAUAAUGGUUAGACUUUCUCUGAAGAAGCGAUCUCAGAUUUUUUUAAAACUCAUUUAUAUGCACUUCUAACCAGCAGCAAGACGGGCAAUCUUUUUUUUUUUCAAAUAUAUUUUGUCGAAGAAUUAAGUUAUUAAUAUCUGAUGUUUAGAUUUCAUGAUCGAGAAGUGAAAGUUUUUUUUAGGAAAAGGUUAAAUUCAGAAAACCUCAGACCCGGCGAUAGCGUUAGAUUACCAGGACUACCUUCAAUUGUAACUGUAGCCUCGUAAAAAUAUGAGACAGGCGAUCGAUGGAAAUCAUCUCCGAUAAGAGUAAAUUUCUCUGGCGACCUUAUCAUGUACCUGUGUGUUGUUUGUACAGUGAGAUUUGCAUAUGCUACAUUCAAAAACAAUUUCCGACCGCCUGCAAAGCAAAAAAUUUCUUAUCCUGUUCUGUUGAAGAUGUUUAAUAUCUUCUGUUUUGACCCGGUGCCAGAUUAACAAUCGAUUUCAGAGGAUUGCUGUUCAUACCAGGGAAUUGAAAAGGAAAAAAAAGAAAACCUCUCAAAUUUUUUUCAAGGGCAGGUUUUUUUCGUAGUUUAAUUAAAUCCUCUAUUGCCUUGAUCCUCCACCUGAUUGACUUGUUCAAAGGAAAAAAGAACGAUUACGGAUGUUUGAAAACACGCCCGUAUCGCUCAAUUCGUACGCAUGCGGCUGUGGUUUCUUUUUCACGCCAGGGAACGCAAAGUAUGUUUCGCGCAUCACUGUGAUCACGGAACCAGGUUGACAUAUCCUUAGCUUUGUUGAGGGUCGCAAAAGUGUGAUGGCUUUUACGGCAAACGGUUAAAAUUGUGGCCAUUUUACGGCUUACGGUUACUAUAAUUUUCUUUUACGGUUAACUUUUUUUAUGACUUACGGUUAACCCCAUUGAGACCCUCUUUGUAAUAAGGAUACCCCAAGCCUUCCACAGCCAAGUCUACAUUUCAGUUACAGGUACACAGUAGAAUCUGGGUACGAGAUAAGAAUACUUCAAAUACAUUCAAGGUUACCACCAAAAAGUUGAUUAUCAAAGAUUGAAGAGAGUCCAAUAAUCGAUUUAAAAAAGUUUUUUGCGAUUUAAAUAAAUGUUUGGUAGUCAUAGCAUUUUGCAAAAAUUGGAUCUUACAAGAGUCGUGUUAAUUUGUGUCAGGUUCCUCCUACUUAUUGGGAAGAAAGAAAUUGCAGAGAGAUGUUGCAGGAACUGAAUUCUCAGCAACUCCCAUUACGCCUAGACCACGCCCUCCCCCAUCUAGGCACGCCCUUGUAGGCACACAAUGCGUGCAUAAUGGGAAAUUCACUCUUAACUCAUAGGGUAAUCAGAGCAAAAAUUAAGUUAAGCAAGUAAAUGAGCAUCUGUGCCAAACAAGAAAUAAUAAAGUUAAACUCAAUAAUAAUUGUAGGAGAGAAAAAUAACAUUGAAAUAAAUCUAGAAAAGGAAUUUUCCAGGUCUGAGGGACUAUUUGGAAUUGAGUAUCCUCUGAUAAUGGUGAAACAAUUGCCAGGGAAACAUCAAUUAAUGACUAAUAAUGUUAAGACCCAGCCUCUUGUUCAAAAUCUAUAAUUUUUUAAAAUCUUGUUGGAAUCAUGAGUUUCAUACAGAGAAGUUACACAAUCAUUUAUAAAUAUAUUUUAUUUUGACCCCCCAGAUGUCACUGAAAAAACCCAAGAUCCUUCUAACAGCUCAGAAGAGAAAAAAAAAUUUGUACCUUCCUGUCAGACCACGCAAUUUCAUCCACAACAUUUUCCUUACAACACACUGGGAAGAAAACACCACUGGGAUCACACAAAUGCUGCAUGCUUGUUAAACAGACCAGGAACUUUCCCAGAAACACCAGAAGCUUGGGUUAAAUGCGCCUCUGAGUGUGUCAAUACUCAUUGUUGUGGGUAUUUUCAUGGAAAACUUGGAGAACCUUCGAGUUGUUUGUGCUGUUUGACAUCCCAAAAAUUUCUCACAAAUGUUACACAACUGCAAGUACCUCUAUGGCAUAGGAACAUGAAUUAUGACAGUGGCUGUAAUGGGAUUUUCUCACAUCAAUUUGGUCCAUUUAGUUCCAAACCAUUGUCCUGUCCAGUGGAAAGACUUGAUGUUCAUGUAAUAGAAGAAAAUGAUAAGGUAGAUGACAACUUAACCUCAGUUCAUGUUGGUAACUGCAGUACCAUGUUUGGUGUGAGAUUAGAGAACAACCCAAAAUUUGUUAAGACAGAAGAAGUAGAGGUGUUUCCAAAUGCUGCUUUGAAGGAGGAUAAAGAUGAAAUCAGGAAAGAACUUCCAACAAAGAAAAUAAAACUGACACCUGUUGAAAGCAAUGACAUGUUGACAAAGGAGGACAGUAAAAAGAGUUUAAAUCAUGAACAUAAAACUGGGGUGGAUUCUACUACGGAAAAAACAAAGCUUGAUGAUUCAACUCCUAGAGAAAAAAUUAAACAAGAGUCCCCAGAGCCAGAGACUAUUGUGUGUGGUGAUGUUCUACUCUCCCAUAGAAAAACUAAUAAAUAUGAAGAGUUUGAACAAACUUGUCAAGAAAAAGAUGGAUUGAACAACCACAAAAAGCACAAAAAACAAUCUGCAGAGGUUAAAAGAAAAGCAUCUAACCAUGAAGCAAAAAAGAUACCACAGACAAAAUCAAAGAAGGGAUCCAGGGACAGUAACACAAAGCCAUAUAAUACAAGGGUAGUGACAUCUCGCCGGCCAAGAACUUACAGCAAUGAUUUUGUUCUAGCUGAAGAAGAGGAAGACUGGAAGCAAGGAAAGGAAGAUUAUCAAAUGAAGGGAAGGCAAAGGACAAAACUGAACAGGCUCUUGGCAAAUGAGCAUGAGCGUAGGAGAGUUGCACAAUUGAAUAGCGCUUACCAAGAUCUCAGACAGUUGAUUCCAGGGUAUCAAUGUGACACAAAGCUACCAAAGAUAAAAAUACUGAAAUAUGCCAUCAAUUAUAUUGCACAUCUUGAUGAUAUACUGGCAGAUGACUUCACUAGAAGUUAA
Messenger RNA from Pocillopora meandrina, 5657 nucleotides. NCBI's taxonomy places the organism in Eukaryota, Metazoa, Cnidaria, Anthozoa, Scleractinia, Pocilloporidae. The record is from the annotation of a GenBank genome assembly.